Messenger RNA from Suillus discolor, 474 nucleotides. Its product is annotated as sorting nexin SNX3 family protein. The transcript has 5 exons. Gene Ontology annotation, biological process: late endosome to Golgi transport; endocytic recycling. Gene Ontology annotation, molecular function: phosphatidylinositol-3-phosphate binding. Bases 1 to 474 code for a protein of 157 amino acids. The record is from RefSeq and is a predicted model, not a curated record. NCBI's taxonomy places the organism in Eukaryota, Fungi, Basidiomycota, Agaricomycetes, Boletales, Suillaceae. Gene Ontology annotation, cellular component: early endosome membrane; retromer complex.
AUGACAACCAGCGUGUCGCCAUUUGCUCGCAGCACCGCGUUCGACGAGCCCCGCCUCGGCGGGCGCGAGCAGACCAUUGAAGAAAUGUACAGCGUCCCUGAGAGCUUCUUAGAAAUUGAAGUUCGCAAUCCUCAAACACACGGUUUCGGCAGAAAGAUGUAUACCGACUACGAGAUCGUGUGCAAGACAAACAUUCCUGCAUUUAAGCUGCGCCAUUCUCUCGUCCGGCGCCGUUAUUCCGACUUCGAGGCAUUCCGCGAUAUUCUGGAGCGCGAAUCUACUCGUGUCAACAUUCCUCCACUCCCUGGCAAAGUCUUCACCAAUAGAUUCUCCGAUGAAGUCAUUGAGAGUCGAAGGGAGGGACUGGAACGAUUCUUAAGCAUCGUUGCUGGUCACCCACUCCUGCAGACCGGUAGUAAGGUUCUCUGCGCAUUUAUGCAAGAUCCGGCCUGGGAGAAGUCUCAGUGGGUGUAA